This is a messenger RNA of Leguminivora glycinivorella, 1685 nucleotides long. RefSeq lists its product as uncharacterized. Bases 140 to 946 code for a protein of 268 amino acids. Gene Ontology annotation, molecular function: zinc ion binding; nucleic acid binding. Lineage: Eukaryota; Metazoa; Arthropoda; Insecta; Lepidoptera; Tortricidae. The record is from RefSeq and is a predicted model, not a curated record. The transcript is spliced from 2 exons.
AGGUUAGUUCGCAUUGUCUCUUUCGCUCCUGUACAAUUAGAGCUAGUCAGUGCAUUAAAUGGCUUCAACGCGAGCGCAUGUGUUUCAUUUCUAACAGUGGCGACGUCCGGAUUUAUUUUAAAGUGCUCACGCGAUAUUGAUGAACAUAAUGAAUUCGACGAUCGGGAAUUUACCUGUUUUUGAAGUCGGCAGCGACUGGAAGGUGUUUAAGGAAAGAUUAAGCAUCUGGCUCAGUGCGAACUCGAUAAUUAAAACAGAAACGGGGGGUGAUCGUCGACGCGCCGUGUUGCUAAGUGCAUUCGACGAGUCCGCGUAUAAACUGGUGCGCGAACUAAAUUCACCGAAGACGCUUGAAGAGCUGUCGUAUGAAGAAAUUGUGGCAGAGGUGGACAAACAUUUACUGCCGAAAAAGUCGCUUUUUGCAGAAAGACAUCAUUUCCACAGGGCCAACCAAAAAGAGGACGAAGAUUUAACACAGUGGGCUGCAAGAGUUCGUCAGUUAGCAUCUGAUUGCAAGUUUGGUUCGGUAUUGGAUGACAUGCUGCGCGAUCGGUUCGUAUUAGGUAUGCGGGCGGGGCCCGUGCGAGACCGGUUGUUCACAGAAGAUGCCGAUACCCUCACGCUAGCACGAGCGCUCGAAAUCGCCGUGUCAUUGCACAGCGCUAGGGCUGCCUCGCGCCAGUCGGCCGCCCCUAGCAACAGCAAUCAGCAGACGGAGUCAGUCGAGGUUUUUAAAGUAUCAAGAAGUUCGUCGUCUAAGAGUGGUGUGGAAUGUGAAGUGUGCGGAUACAGUAAUCAUACGGUCGAUAAGUGUCGGUUCAAAGGUUACAAGUGCAAAAGCUGUGGCAAUAAAGGUCACCUAAAACGUAUGUGUAAGAGUAGAAAACGCGUAAAUAUGCUGCAUUCUAUCGACGAGAGUAACGAUGAUGAUGUAUUUGCAGGCUAAAUAUUAUAAGGGACACCGAAAUGUAGAUUUUGAGAUAAAUGAACAUGUACUUACAAAAACAGUUAAUAAUAAUAAGUGGUUAAAAGGUAUUGUUAAAAAUAAAUUAGGCAGAAGUUUAUACGAAAUAUACUUACCGGAAAUCGACCAACGUAUAAAAAAACAUAAGAACCAAAUAUAUAAAUACAAAGGUUACACCACCGAAACAUCGAACAAUCGACAGAACGAAUAUACAGAGGACAGAGAUUCCAAUUGGGCGAUGUUGCCUUUUCCUUCGGAACAGGAAUUAGGAGGGGAGGAGGAAGAGGAGUGGGUGGAAGCCGACUCAGAUCCAGCAGAAGAGACCGCGGCCGGCCAAGGGGGCCAACAUGAGCCAACGACUUCGCGAAUGCUUCGCGGUUCAGACGCGGGCCACGGACACGCAUCGUCGUCGUUGGCCACGUCUGACGCUCCGUCGGCGCCACCAUCACCAGCUGUCCCUAUCGGGCCGGCACAACCGCCCACAGCGAACGUUCCACGAGCGCAACAAGCGUCGACGUCUACGCGGCCGCCAGAGGGCGCUGUCGCCGCGGCGCCAGCGGGCAGUGAGAGCGUUCGGAACGCUCGACUUAGGAAUAUACCUAGAAUUAACUAUAAGUAGUAUUAAGGAUUUAUGGUGGAGGGAUGUUAGGUUAGUUCGCAUUGUCUCUUUCGCUCCUGUACAAUUAGAGCUAGUCAGUGCAUUAAAUGGCUUCAACGCGAG